UAAAGAGUCGUAUUUACCUUUUGUGUUCUUCACUACAAAACGAUUUAUCUUCUAUUUAUAAAAAAUUUGGAAAAUAAUGGAGCUGCAAGAGUCACCUGAAGUAGAAGAAUUGAAUGAGAAAAUAAAGACUAGACGAGAAGCUCGAAGGAGAAAAAUCCUUGAAAAUGCCAAGAGCAGGUUGGAGAAGCUAAGUAUGAAGCAAUCUGGUGGCGGUGAUACCGAAUUGAUAAAUGAACGUUCGAAUUUCCUAACACAGGAAACUUGUGAAUAUUCCGAUCCUGAAGUUGAACCAGAUAUUCCGGAGCAUUUACAAAUGCCAUUUCGCCAGUUUGAAACCACAUUCAGGGGGUUUGAUGAUACCAUAAAUCACUCGGAUCUUCAUGAAAAAGAAAAGCCGUUUAUAAAGUAUAAAUUGCACGUCGUAUUAGCAGUGACAAUCGCUUACAUUGCGUCCUUAAUUCUAAAUGUAAAUGAGGAAAGGACGUUUUACGUGAUUAUACCGGUGACGUUGGUGAUUAUAUGUGAUCUCACAAUUUUCCAACAAAGGCAGCAAAAUCCGAUGAUUCAUAUGUUGGUACUUUUUGGGAUAAGAUCUCAGGAAAUUGUUCACGCGUUAAGUAUGGCGGGUAAAAUACAAAAUAUUGUGACAGAUUUAUCAAUCUUCAUAUUUUAUUUUUGCAUAGCUACCUGCUUUGGCAAUCAAUUUGUCCGUUUAGCCGAUAUUAAAUAAAUGGCAAAGUUUAUAAACCUUUAUAAAAAUUU
This is a messenger RNA of Rhagoletis zephyria (snowberry fruit fly), 762 nucleotides long. Its product is annotated as lethal (2) SH0834. NCBI's taxonomy places the organism in Eukaryota, Metazoa, Arthropoda, Insecta, Diptera, Tephritidae. The record is from RefSeq and is a predicted model, not a curated record.